GGGCGGCGUCGGCGCUCGCGUCUCCACCUUGCCAAGAAGACGCUGGACGCUGCUUGCUUUGUAGCGGGGAAAAUCUGAGCUCCUCCGCCGCUCAGGAUGGGGAAGGAUUAUUAUUCUAUCCUGGGGAUCGAGAAAGGGGCUUCUGACGAGGAUAUCAAAAAGGCUUACAGGAAACAAGCCCUGAAAUGGCAUCCGGACAAGAACAAAUCUCCCCACGCAGAAGAAAAAUUCAAGGAGGUUGCAGAAGCUUACGAAGUGCUGAGUGAUCCCAAAAAGAGAGACAUUUAUGAUCAGUUUGGGGAGGAAGGUCUGAAAGGAGGAGCUGGAGGAUCCGAUGGACAGGGCGGUACCUUCCGCUACUCCUUCCACGGCGACCCCCACGCCACGUUUGCGGCUUUCUUCGGUGGCACAAACCCCUUCGAGAUCUUCUUCGGGAGGAGGAUGCCCGGUGGCAGAGACACCGAAGACAUGGAGGUGGACGGUGACCCCUUCGGAUCCUUCACCACCUUCAGCAUGAACGGCUUCCCGAGGGAAAGGAACACAGUUGGCAGCCAGGUCCGCCGGAAACAGGAUCCGCCCGUGAUCCACGAACUCAAAGUGUCCCUGGAGGAGAUUUACCACGGCUGCACCAAGAGGAUGAGGAUCUCCCGCAAGAGGCUCAACCCCGACGGCAGAAGUGUCCGAACAGAGGACAAAAUCCUCACCAUCGAGAUCAAAAGAGGGUGGAAAGAAGGCACCAAAAUCACCUUCCCCAAAGAAGGCGACGAAACCCCCAACACGAUUCCCGCCGAUAUUGUUUUUAUCAUUAAGGAUAAACCUCACUCUCAUUUCAAGAGAGAUGGAUCAAACAUUGUCUAUCCUGUUAAGAUCAGUUUAAGGGAGGCUCUGUGUGGCAGCUCGUUCAACGUGCCCACGAUAGAAGGAAGAACCAUCCCCAUGACGGUAAACGAAGUGGUAAAGCCCGGCAUGAGGAGGAGGAUUAUAGGCUAUGGUUUGCCAUUCCCCAAAAAUCCUGACCAACGUGGAGACUUAAUUAUAGAGUUUGAAGUCGUUUUCCCAGAUAACAUUUCUCCAGCCUCAAAAGAAGUGCUUAGGCGAAAUCUUCCCGUUUCGUAAAAAAUGCAGGACUGUGUUUGUCAACAGAUUAAAAAUAGGACACUGGAAAUGCAGAAGACUGGCAAGUCUGUGCUUUAAAAGUGCAAUCUGUAACAACUA
This is a messenger RNA of Empidonax traillii (willow flycatcher), 1215 nucleotides long. It is a transcript of the gene DNAJB4, whose product is annotated as DnaJ heat shock protein family (Hsp40) member B4. Bases 97 to 1116 code for a protein of 339 amino acids. Gene Ontology annotation, cellular component: cytosol. The transcript has 4 exons. The record is from RefSeq and is a predicted model, not a curated record. NCBI's taxonomy places the organism in Eukaryota, Metazoa, Chordata, Aves, Passeriformes, Tyrannidae. Gene Ontology annotation, molecular function: protein-folding chaperone binding.